AGCAGGCGUAAAAAGAAUCUGAUGCCCAGUGAGCUACUAGCUAUCCCGAUUUAUGUCAUACCGGUUUUAGUCAAGUAAAAUGGUGUUAUUUAUGACAACCAACUGACAACACUGCAUUGAGAUUUUGUUCAUCCGUAAUUAUCGUUUAAAAGUAUUGUAUUUUAAAGUAGUCUGCUGGCUAACUAUCAAAUAGAAUCACUUUUCUCAGCAUUUUUUUUUAUCUAACGUUAGCUGGCUGGCUAACUUCCUAUUUUUUUUUUUGCAUUCCUUCUUUGUCUUAGUCGACGUUUUGUUUUUGUUGGUGGUUUCUAUCUGGCCAGUUGUUUUUUUUCUCUCCCCCCCCACUCCCGGAGUUUUAACUUUUUCUACCUGACAAGGUUCCAGUUUACCAAGAUUGGCAGCUCCGGAGUUAAGAUGUCUAACCGAACAGUGUGCAGAGAAGCAAGUCACGCUGGCAGUUGGUACGCCGCCUCAGGCUCCCAGCUGAAUACACAACUAGAAGGUUGGUUGUCUCAAGCACAAUCCACGAUCAGCCCCGCUAGAGCCAUCAUAGCACCGCACGCUGGAUAUUCCUACUGUGGUGCUUGUGCUGCACACGCCUACAAACAAAUAGACCCUUCUGUCACUCGCAGGGUGUUCAUCUUGGGCCCGUCUCACCAUGUUCCUCUGUCCCGCUGUGCCCUGUCCUCUGCUGAGGUUUAUAAAACACCUCUCUACGAUCUCAGGAUUGACCAGAAUGUCUAUGCUGACCUCUGGAAGACUGGGAUGUUUGAGAGGAUGAGUCUUCAGACAGACGAGGAGGAGCACAGCAUUGAAAUGCAUCUGCCUUACACUGCUAAAGCCAUGGAGAGUCAUAAAGAUGAGCUCAGCAUUGUCCCGGUGCUGGUUGGAGCCCUCAGUGAGUCUAAAGAACAGGAUUAUGGGAAAUUGCUCAGCAGGUAUCUGGCUGAUCCCUCCAACUUGUUCAUCAUCUCCUCGGACUUCUGCCACUGGGGCCAACGGUUCCGCUACACGUACUAUGACGAGGCUCAAGGAGAGAUCCACAGAUCCAUUGAACACCUUGAUAAAAUGGGUAUGGGCAUUAUAGAAACACUGGACCCCAUGUCCUUCACCAACUACUUGAAGAAAUACCACAACACCAUCUGUGGCCGUCACCCUAUUGGAGUGCUGCUAAACGCCGUGUCUGAGCUGAGGAAGAGUGGAACAGAGAUGAACUUCUCCUUCCUGAACUAUGCCCAGUCGUCCCAGUGCAGGAACUGGCAGGACAGCUCUGUUAGCUACGCAGCUGGGGCCCUCAUUGUACAUUGAUGUGGUCCCAAAUGGCACCCUAUUACCUAUAUAGUGCACUUCUUUUGACCAGGGCUCAUGGUAGCCUUGUCCAAGCCGGAAUGGCCCGUAGGUCAGGAGCCCAUCUCCUGUUUCUGUAGCGGCGAGGCAGCUUGAUAUACAAGUACAAACCCUGGACAGGACGCUAGUCUAUCGCAGGGUCCAUAGGACUCUGGUCAAAAGUAGUGCACUAUAUAGGGAAUAGGGUGCCACUGCAGCUCUAAACUACCCAAACUUCUAUCGCCAUAACGAUGAUCUGGACUAGCCAAUGAGGAGAGAUAUUAUAUUCACAGCACCCCCUACCUGCCCUCCCCCUCUCCGCAGUUGUGAGUCGGAGAGUUUUUCUUUGUCUUACCUUUUGCUUGGAGUGCAGUUGCAGUUUUUGAGAUUGAAGGGAAGGAGUGUUAUUUUGGCAUGGAGCAGGGAUGGUUGUGGGGGGGGGGUGUAUUUGGGGCUCGUUAAGGGGGGUGUAUUUGGGGCUCGUUUAGGGGGGUCUUGUGGGGGGUUAUUUGGGGCUGUUGUAGGGGGUUGAGGGGAGGGUGUAUUUGGGGUCUUGUAGGGGGUUAAGGAGGGGGGGUAUUUGGGGGUUAAGGAGGGGGUUAUUUGGGGUCUUGUAGGGGGUUAAGGAGGGGGGGUAUUUGGGGCUGUUGUAGGGCACUCGACUUGUUCCAUAUGACCCUGGUUUCCCGAAUGAGAAAAGUCAAAUGAAUAUUACAAUUUUAAAUAAUGUAUAAGCAUUAAUGAAUCUUUACAUUUGCUCUCUUUGCAAACCUACGGUCGUGUAAUCUGAUUUAAAAACCUGUGUUGAUGUAAUCUGAUUUACAGACCUGUGCUCAUGUAAUCUGAUUUACAGACCUGCGCUCAUGUAAUCUGAUUUACAGACCUGCGCUCAUGUAAUCUGAUUUACAGACCUCUGCUCAUGUAAUCUGAUUUACAGACCUGCGCUCAUGUAAUCUGAUUUACAGACCUGUGCUCAUGUAAUCUGAUUUACAGACCUGUGCUCAUGUAAUCUGAUUUACAGACCUGUGCUCAUGUAAUCUGACUGCAAAUGGAAAUGGAAAAGUGAUCCCUGAUGAUAAGGAAAUAAAUUGACUGACUGCUUAACAAGCUAUUA
Molecule: messenger RNA, 2440 nt
Organism: Oncorhynchus kisutch (coho salmon)
Lineage: Eukaryota; Metazoa; Chordata; Actinopteri; Salmoniformes; Salmonidae
Gene: memo1
Product: mediator of cell motility 1
Exons: 9
Coding region: 415-1308 (297 amino acids)
Source: RefSeq, a predicted model, not a curated record